CGUCGAUGGAGCAGCACGCUAUUCUCCAGGUCGCGGUGCUGGCGUCGUUAGCCACGAUAAGCGCCUUUGUGGCCUUUAGCCUGUACCACAAGCGCCAGCAGCAGUUCGAGAUUGCGAAGCAACCGGAGGUGGUGGUCUCAACUCCCGAGGCACAACCGCCGACACAACAAAAACUAAAGCAGCAGAAAAUCCCUGCGGUCUUGCCCCCCCAGAAUGCUGAUACCAAGCCCACGCCCGCCGCCAACAUCGGGGAGCAGGAGGCCACAUUGGCUACCAAGAAAUACAAGGCCGGCGACUACGAUGGGGCGGUGGAGCUUUACUCUGUCGCCAUCUCCAAGUGCGAGCAGCAACAGCCGCUGGACGCCCGCAACCUUAAGGUCAUGUACUCAAACCGUGCUGCGGCUUACGAGAAACUAGAGGACUAUGAAAACGUAGUAGCCGACUGUACUAAAGCCCUGAAGCUGGACAAGCGGCACCCCAAGUCUUACCUACGUCGCGCCAAAGCUAGAGCCAACGCAGGAGACCUUCGCGGCUCACUGGUGGACUACGUAUGUCUACUAGUAAUCUCCGAAGAGAAACAGGAGCAGGUGGACGAGAACUUGGCUCAGGAGAUCAGUCGUAUCCACAGCGACAUCACCGCCAAGGAGAUCGAGGACGCCCAGCAGAACAAGCAGAACCCCACCCGCUACCUUCCUGACCAGUUCUUCGUCACAUCGUACUACUCGUCCUUCCAUCCGAGUGACGACGAAAAUGACGUCGUUGCGGAGAAAUCAUCGGAGGAAUACACGACCGAGCUACAUGCCCUCGAGGCCGGAGAUGACACGCGGCAGCAACGCGGAUGGUUGCUGACAAAGCGUGGGCUAGCGUUGAAGAAGGAGAAGGACUAUGACAUGGCUGCUAAAGACCUGGACGCCGCGUGUAAACUCGUGGAGCCCGAGGACGAGGCGUACUACACUGCUCAAAUUGAGAAUGGAACAUACCACCACUUGCGUGGAGAGUUUGAGCUCGCUCGUAAGUCAUUUGAGAAGUCCCUUAAUGCCAAGCCUCGCUCUAUUUUUGCAAAGAUCCGCAUGGGCGGACUAUGCUUUGACCAGAAGGACUUGAAAAAGGCGCUUGAGUGGUUCGACAAGGCUUUGGCUGAAAAGUCGGAGUGCUCCACUGCAUACUUCCACCGCGGCCAGCUCCACUCGAUCGACGUGUCACUCGAUGGAACGAGCAACGAAUCGUCCAUGGGGGCGGCAUUAAAUGACCUGGAGAAAUGCAUCAGCAUUGCUCCCGACUUUGCCAUGGCCUAUAUCCAAUUGGGUGUUACCCACGCACGGACCGGCAACUUCCAGGGUGCUGUAGAGUACCUGACGACGGCAGCUCGCAUUACGCCCGAUGUACCUGAGAUCUACAAUUAUCUUGGCGAGACUUACAUGCAGAUGCUCCAGGCCCCGGGUAGCACCGUUGAUUUGAAGACCGUGGAGGAAAUGUUCGAGGAGGCGAUUGAACUGGACCCAUCAUAUCCGAUGGCCUACAUCAACCAGGGCAACCUGUUGGUGCAGAAGGGUACGGAGUAUGGCCACCAGGCGCUUGCGUUGUUCGAAAAGGCAGUGGAGAUGUGUCCUCGCUCCAAGUUCGCGUACUGCCACCUAGCCCAAGUGUACAUGGCCAUGCAGGAAUACUCACGUGCCAUCGAGCAGAUCGACAAGGCCGUGGCCUUCGCCUUCAGCAAGGACGAGCUCAACGAACUGUUCGCCAUUCGCGUGACGGCCGAGACGCACCAACAGGCCUCCGUGCUGCUCCAGUAGUCAGCAAAAUGUCCUUGCAGACCAAUUAUCGGCUUGAACGGGUGUUACACCCUCGUUAUCUUGAUCAAUCUAAAAACAGAGGGUUGUCGGCUGCAUAGCACAAA
Messenger RNA from Phytophthora infestans T30-4, 1897 nucleotides. Its product is annotated as mitochondrial import receptor subunit TOM70, putative. The transcript has a single exon. Bases 6 to 1793 code for a protein of 595 amino acids. The record is from RefSeq and is a predicted model, not a curated record. Gene Ontology annotation, molecular function: protein binding. Lineage: Eukaryota; Oomycota; Peronosporomycetes; Peronosporales; Peronosporaceae.